This is a messenger RNA of Balaenoptera acutorostrata (minke whale), 1622 nucleotides long. Its product is annotated as ELKS/Rab6-interacting/CAST family member 1-like. Lineage: Eukaryota; Metazoa; Chordata; Mammalia; Artiodactyla; Balaenopteridae. Gene Ontology annotation, biological process: neuromuscular synaptic transmission; maintenance of presynaptic active zone structure; regulation of synaptic plasticity. Gene Ontology annotation, cellular component: cytoskeleton of presynaptic active zone. The record is from RefSeq and is a predicted model, not a curated record. Gene Ontology annotation, molecular function: structural constituent of presynaptic active zone. The transcript is spliced from 8 exons.
AUGGCUCAUAAAAAUGGAGCCAAUCUGCUUGGAUCGAGACUGGGCAUCCAGACCCCGUGGAUCACGUGUCCACUUUCCCAGGCCUGGCUUGCUGCUCGGAAAACACUUGUUGGAAAGUGCCCGAGGCCCGCGCGCGCCCGAGUCGCACUCCCCGGAGGCUUCGGGACGCCGGCCGGGCGCGGUCGCGCGGGGGCGGGGCUCGCGCAGACGUCGGCCCGGGGCGGGGCUGGGGAAUCGCGCAGGGGGCGGUGCGCGGUGACGUCGGGCGCCCGGGCGGAGCUGUGGCUGUGGUGGCGGCGGCGGCGGCGCCCGGCCGACAGCGGCAGCGGCAGCGGCAGCGGCAGCGGCAGUCCUGAGCAGGGUGGAGGAGUUACUGAUGGCCAUGGAGAAGGUAAAACAGGAGCUGGAGUCCAUGAAGGCGACGCUGUCCUGCACUCAGCAGUCACUGGCAGAGAAGGAAACUCAUGUGACCAACCUUCGGGCCGAGAGAAGAAAACACUUAGAGGAAGUUCUGGAGAUGAACACAUGCAAAUGACAGUCCAGGCUCUCCAGGAUGAAUUGCGGAUCCAGAGGGACCUGAACCAGCUGUUUCAACAGGAUAGUAACAGUAGGACUGGUGAGCCUUGCGUGGCAGAGCUGACGGAGGAGAACUUUCAGAGGCUGCACACUGAGCAUGAGCGGCAGGCCAAGGAGCUGUUCCUCCUUCGAAAGACUCUGGAGGAGAUGGAGCUGCGGAUUGAGACUCAGAAGCAAACCCUGAACGCUCAGGACGAAUCCAUCAAGAAGCUUCUGGAGAUGUUGCAGAGCAAGGGGCUUUCUGCUAAGGCUACUGAGGAGGACCAUGAGAGAACAAGGAGACUGGCAGAGGCAGAGAUGCAUGUCCACCACCUCGAAAGCCUUUUGGAGCAGAAGGAAAAAGAGGACGCUCUGUUGAGAGAGGAGAUGCAUCGGAGAUUUGAGAAUGCCCCCGAUUCUGCCAAAACUAAAGCUCUGCAAACUGUUAUCGAAAUGAAGGAUUCAAAAAUUUCCUCUAUGGAGCGUGGGCUCUGAGACUUGGAAGAGGAGAUUCAGAUGCUGAAAUCUAACGGGGCUUUGAGUACUGAAGAACGAGAGGAAGAAAUGAGGCAAAUGGAGGUCUAUCGGAGCCAUUCUAAAUUUAUGAAAAACAAGAUUGGUCAGGUGAAGCAGGAGCUGUCCAGAAAGGACACAGAACUACUCGCCCUACAGACAAAGCUAGAAACACUCACCAACCAGUUCUCAGACAGCAAGCGACACAUUGAAGUGCUGAAGGAGUCCUUGACUGCUAAGGAGCCUCGAGGGCUGCCAUCCUGCAGAAUGAGAAAGAAGGUCACAGGCCAAUAAGCCAGAGACAAACAGGCCCAGUUACCGGGUCAGGCCGCCUGACGCCAGAUGUGACUGUUUUGAAAUAAUGCAAGAAGAAGAAAAAUGCAAGACCUUCAUGACUUCGAUCCUUAUCAUACACCCCCGGACUUUGAGCCCCACCUAUAAGAUCUCCUCUGAUUCCUCGGGAAGUGAGGGCACAGUUCUUGAGGCACUAGCCUGCUGUGGUUUCCCCUUUGCCUGGCAAAGAAUUAAAAGCUAUCUUUCUUUUCCUCCAAAAA